Molecule: messenger RNA, 1528 nt
Organism: Rosa chinensis
Lineage: Eukaryota; Viridiplantae; Streptophyta; Magnoliopsida; Rosales; Rosaceae
Product: tubby-like protein 8
Exons: 9
Coding region: 62-1291 (409 amino acids)
Source: RefSeq, a predicted model, not a curated record
ACACUGUCUCACUCUCAGUGUCUCAAAGAAACCACCCAAAUCCCAGAAACCUCAAAGCCUCAUGAUGAGUGGUUGCAAGAGAACGGCACUAAUGCCACGGCAAUCGUCGUACAAUUCCCUCUACGUCAACCGCCUCAACGACCCAAAACACAACCGCAGUUCCAGCGAAGGCGACGAUCAUUCCAAACCAAACCAGUUGGCUUUGGCUUCGAACGACGAAGACAAAGAGAACGCAACGCCCAACAACAACAGCAGCGACAAGGAGAACUUGCUGGCGAAGAAGCCACUGAAGCAGAAUCAACUGAACAAGUCUUUCUCCACCGGCUGCGGCGGCGGCGGUGGGGCCUUGAAGCCCUCGUCGCUUCAGUUCUGUAUGCAGAUGAGUGAGCCGGAGAAGGAGCUCUUUGGUGGGUCCAAGAUGUGGGACCAGCCCAGUGUGACGUCGGACAACUCUAGUUCUCUGAAGAUAUGGGACUACUCGGAUUCUGAGGCUGCUCCUGCUUCUUCUUGGUCCACUCUGCCCAAUAAGUCUUUGCUGUGUAGGCCGUUACCUAUGGAUGUAGGAAGGUGCACUUGUGUUAUAGUGAAGGAAAAAUCUCCAGCUGGGGGCUCUCUGUAUUCUCUCUAUACCAAUGAAGGCAAGGGAAGGCAGGACAGGAAACUAGCUGUUGCACACCAUAAGCGGCGUAAUGGAAAGUCUGAGUUAACUAUUGCUCAAAAUAUGAAGGGAAUAUUGUCACAUUCAGAUGAUAGUUUUAUUGGGAUGGUAACUGCUAAUCUCAUGGGUUCAAAGUACCACAUAUGGGAUCAGGGGAAGCAACCAAAUUGCUUGAGCAAACAGUCUAAAUCACUUCUUGCUGCUGUAUUAUUCACACCCACAAUUUCAACUUGGACAGGAAGUUACAGACGUAUAAGGGCAUAUGUACCCAAGCACCAAUCGAUGCAGUUGAAGAAUACUGCUCAGGUACAACACAUUAAGGGACUGCCAACAGACUGGGAGGGGAAAAUGGACAAAAUCCAUCAGCUAUACUCAAGGGUUCCACUUUACAAUAAAAUUUCAAAGCAAUACGAGUUGGACUUCAGAGAUAGGGGAAGAGCUGGACUUAGAAUCCAAAGUUCAGUUAAAAAUUUCCAGCUGACUCUGGAGGAGAACGGAAAGCAGACAAUCCUGCAGCUAGGAAGGGUUGGGAAGUCAAAAUAUGUGAUGGAUUACAGAUAUCCUUUGACAGGCUACCAAGCAUUUUGCAUUUGUCUGGCUUCUAUUGAUUCAAAGCUCUGUUGCUCAGUAUAACUAGCUUGAAAUCAUCUUCAUGCCACUGAGUUUUGUCGUUCAACCUCUGAACGUGCACAACAAGGCUUGUGCGUCGUGUGACCUUAAAGCCAUCUAGGCUUCUAGCUAGUUCUUGAUCAUCUCACUUAAAGCCAUUGAGUAUUGUAAGAUGGUUGAUUGGAAAAGUACAUGUGUUGGCUGGUUUCAUUAAUCUUUGGAAUAUGAUGGUUGGUAUGUUCUCUGAGUAUAUAAUUGUUA